Molecule: messenger RNA, 972 nt
Organism: Racocetra persica
Lineage: Eukaryota; Fungi; Glomeromycota; Glomeromycetes; Diversisporales; Gigasporaceae
Source: the annotation of a GenBank genome assembly
AUGGCACUUGGAAAAAUAUUUCAAAACAAUCGUAAGACAGAACCUACGUCUGUCUUUUCGUUACGACUUAUUGUAACGGCACUAUUUGGAAUCAUUCUGGUUGGAUACUCUAUAUUUUUGAUUUUGGAUAUUUGCAAUGAUCAUCCAGCUAUUCAAAGCUCUUUUAUUGAAACAAAUUCAAUGCCCGUUCCAGUGUUAAUGAUUUCAAAUAUUCCCAAAAAAUCUUAUUUAAAUUGUUAUUUUACAUAUGCUGCUAAUAGUGCACGCGAAGAUAAUAAAGCAUGUGCCCAAUACAUAGGACAGCCCGUAUUGAACACCACCUCAAAGUAUGAUGGUUAUUUUAAAACUAAUGGUGAUUUGUUCUUCUCAACAAGCUCUAAUGAAGGCCUGAAGAACAUUGGGAUUAUGAUUUAUAUUGAUGAUGUCACAUAUAAUGCAAGUGAUCCAUCAAUGUCUAUAGAUAUUCGCGCUAUUGAUUCAGAUCUCGAAAGAAUACCUUAUAUUACUUCUAUGAUUGAAUCUUCUCUUAUUUCGAAUACUACGGGAUCUCAAUCAUUAUUUUCCACAAUAAAUAUCAAACCAAAAUCAUUUAUAGUUCAAGUAUCAACUUCUCUUGGAUUAUUUGGCGGUUUAUUUGGACUAAUCACAAGUUUUUAUGCAUUACUCUUUGGUGCAAGCGCUAUUAAACCACUUGGUUUGGUUCAAAGACAUCUUUUCAAAGUUAAGCGAAUUGUACAAGAUAAUUUGAUAAUUACUUUCGAAUCAAUGCCAUUCAUUAGUCAUUUAAUUCACGAUACAAAUGGUUUGAAAGAAGAUGAAAUUUCAACUGAACAACUUGAAAAAAGAUUAGAUUUGCUACAGUUAUUUUUAAGAGAUUAUGUAGUAAACGUGCAAUAUUUAGAAAAAAUUCAACAAUCCAAUACAUCUAAUAUAGUAAAUGAUGAAGAACCCGAUAGCGACAAACAUAUAUAA